Messenger RNA from Serinus canaria (Common canary), 12273 nucleotides. RefSeq lists its product as uncharacterized. Lineage: Eukaryota; Metazoa; Chordata; Aves; Passeriformes; Fringillidae. The record is from RefSeq and is a predicted model, not a curated record. Bases 8845 to 12273 code for a protein of 1142 amino acids. The transcript is spliced from 7 exons. Gene Ontology annotation, molecular function: protein binding.
GGAAAAAUGGGUGGAUGUCAACAAGGUGAUUAAAGGUAGACCAGUCAUGGUGCUUCAUGGAAUUAAAUAUACUAAUCAGAUUCUGAGCUUAGCAGACAGAAAUAGAAAAAGAAGUGGAACAAGGCUGUGAACAUUGCUCCCUCUUUUAUCUUUAAUUUUAAUUAGGUAUCUGAUUGAUUAAGACUUUUCAGACCGAGCUGGCAUUUUGUUGCUGCUGGAUAAUUUACUUGUUAUUUUUGUUAUCUGCUUUAGCUGUAAACAGUUAAAUAAGUGGUAGUCCUUUAUUGCUUCAUUUGAAGAAUAUGUAAAUACUGUAUAUCAUUGCUGACUGGGUUUGAUGGUACUGACGGGGAUAGGUCUAAAGAAAAAAAAAAUUGAGCUUGUCAUCCUAUUAAGCCUUAGCAAGACAGCCAACUCAUCCUUCAUGAGCUUAGAAAAGCAAACUGUUCAUUCAGUCAGUCUGUAACAGCAAGCAUCUGAGAAAAAUGAAUAUUGGCUCGUGGCAGUGGUAAGUAUAAACCAUUUUCUGGUAAGUUAGACUAUUUUAGUUAGUAUUCUGUAGCUACUAAUUGUUACAAUUCAUCAUAGAUUUUGUUAAAUAGGAAUUCUGCAGAUUUUUUUUCACGGUAAGAAAAUAUGACUGGUUUUUUCGUAAAUGAUAGAUUUUUAGGAUGGAUAUUUGAUUCCUAAAUCUGUAUUGGUUAUCUUAUUUAGCAUAUAAGUACUUUAACUCUAGUGGUAUAUCAUUUUGGAAAUUAAAGCCUACCUGUAUGAACUUGCGUUUGUUAGAAGUAUUACCUUUCUGCAACCAACAUUUCACACUGGAUUAUGAAGAGUGCUAUGGUAAGAUUACAGAAUUAGUAGUCAAAAAGGAAUAUUGAGAGUUGAGUUGAGAGAAGAGGAUGCUGUUGACUAGGGAAGCUUACAUUUUUAUUUUUCAGCACUUAAAUAAGCCUGGAUAGAAAUUUUUUUCCUCCUACCAUUUCAUCAUCCUGCAAACUCAUCUAGCUUUGGUAAGUAUAUCCCUACUUCUUUCUAAGGAGAGAAGCAUUCUAACAUUCAGCCAAGAAAUAUAGGUAUUUUCUCAAGACCUCUGCCAAAGCUUAAAAAGAGUGUAUGAAGUAAGUGUCUCAAAUUCUUUUGUCACUCUAAGUCGAAAUUGCUCCUUACUUAUUUUGUGUGAAUUGCUCGUCAGGAGAAAGUGACCUUGGAAACUGCAUGAUCAGAAAAUAUGGUUCCCAGAAAUCAAAUCCUAGAAGUUAGGAUGGGGUGACAGAUUUUGCCUAUAUUGCAUUCUAUGAACAAUGCAAUAUUUUUCAUACAUAAUGGUAGUUUAUAUUUUAUACUCCAGACAUUUUGAAAAUAAAAAAACUACCUCAUUUUGAGAUAAAAUUUUUAUAGUGUCCAUUUACUCUGCAGGGUUUUUUUGGUGGGCUGAGUUUCAAGUAUAAGCAAAUAUUUGAAUUUACCUGGUUUCUGUUAAGAGGGACGAGGAAUUCUGAUGCUCAGAUAAAUUGGAUUAAUUCAGAGACUGAGAAAGAAUUAUAGUGUUACACUGACAGCAACAUCUUUCAGUAUAGAAACUACGUUUCAUUAUUGGAAAUGGUUGUUAUUGUUCAUGUAUGUUAUAGUGAGAUUUCUCCUAGUUUUCACUAUCAAUUGUUGCUUCACUUCUGCAGGAUAUUCCCAUAGCUGCUGUCAUUUUUGAUAUUGACAAAGCAUGAAUUCCAUAGAUAGCACUCUAAAUACCAGAAUGACAAACUCACUGACAUGAACAGGCUAACCCAACUGAUAACUCAGUUUAGGAGGUUUUCGUUUGGUCUCUGAAACAGGAAUAGCAGAUGUCCAACAAUGCAAACAGAAACAGAAGUUUAUGUGAUUUUCAAAAUACAUUUUCAGCGCUUUUGAUGAAGGAAAGUUAUUUUAUACAGUAGAAGAGAGAGGUCAUGCCCAGCAAAUUCUGUUCUCUAGUUAUAAAUAUGUUUUUACGUAUAUGAUAAUAAAUACAUGAACAUCCAUUGUCGUAAAGUGAGGAAUAUUAUUUAGUAAUUACGUUAAAAUAAUGAUGGAAUGUAUUAUAGACUAUUUACAGGCUACCUUCUAGUCUGUUGUAGUGUAAAGCAGUGCACAUUUUAAAAUGAAGGUAAAAAUGAAAAAUGCUGCUGCAGAAGUUAAGUAUCUCCAACAUCUAAAAUAAAUUUUAUCUUUGUAAAAACGUUAUUUUGUCUUCUGUUGCAAAAGCUCAAAGUAAUUAACCAAAAAGCAAAAUUGCUAAUAAGUAGACAGGAACUUUACAGGACAUGAGUUUUACAUAUGAUUUAGCAGAAUUAAAAAAAAAAACCAAAAAAACUGACUUCACUUCUCCCUAAAAGGGUAGAAAUGCCUAUGUAUAUACAGCCCAUGAUUGCUAAUCUGUAUUUCACUACAACUUUGCUGGCACUUGCAUUUUUAGUGCUGAGUUAAAAUAAUCUUGAAAACAUUUGACUGACUGCGAUUGUAGUAGCAUUUUCUGAAUAUAAAGUGAGGCGCCUGCAGGGAGACAGCUUUAAUAUAUUGGAGGGAAUAAUAUAACUAUUAUUUCUUUUCAGAAGAUUGGUCAAAAUCUAUUGAACAAUUUAUAUUGUGUCCAUUUCUGCUUGUAUAAAAGUAAAAAAUAAUGCAAAAUCUAAUUACAUGGGGUUUGGUUUUCCUAAAUAUGUGGAUUUAUGGCAUAUCUUAGUUGUUUAGACAGUAACCUUCCAUCUGAAUCAGAACCAAAGAUAUACUGACUGGUGUUUGCAAUCUUUUCGUAGUCUGAAAAAAAAAAGGAUCCUGAUUUGGUGUGCAUAUUAAAGUGCCACUGUAGCAGUGAGGAACAAGUGACAUGGACCCCCUUAUGCAUCCGAAGGAGAUCCCUUUAUUCUAAAAAAUCACACCCUUUUUAUACCUUUAAUCUCUACCUGACAUAACUGAAACCAAACUGAGACUUAACAGAAAGAAGGCACCCAUUGGCUGGUUCAGCUGCAGGGCUGCUGUCCAUGCGUCCUAUCAUCUAAUCAGCUUCCUGCUCAUAAGCUGUCCAUGUGUUCCUCCGGCCAAUCAUCUUCCAGCUCAUACACUGUCCACGCAUUUCUCCAGCCAAUCACAAUCUCACUUCCAGCUGUCCCUUUCCUCACUCAUGACUGUAACCUCUCAACUGACUUCCAACUGUCUAGCCUGCAACUGUGCCAUGCCCAUGGGACCUUCUGAUGAGCAUAAGCCUUAGCAGCUUUAAUAAUUAUAACCCCAUAUCCUGUAUUACCCCAUAAUAAUAUAUAACCCCAUAAAAUCUUUUUAUUAAGCAACGAAAACCUACUAGGAAAAACCUAAACAACUCCUAAGACAUUAAUAACAGUGACAACAGUAACUUCAAAAACUAACAUAGGCUUAUAAGGUAGUAACUAUAUACACAUCAAUUCAGGAUGGCGUGACAAGAGGCCGCACACACCAUGACAGAAUCCACUACAUAUGAUGGGCUGUGGAGAGGCAGGCAUUGCCCCUCCCCCAGGUCAACAAGUCUGGUAGUCCUUUCCAUUCUGCAGUCAGUAGGUCCUUUACCAUCGCAGGAGGUUUUAGAUGGGCCUUUGUGUCAAAAGGAUACUGCCUUUUACAUGCAGUUUGUCCUGUCUCAUAGCAAUUUUAAAAAUUGAGAACCUACAAGACUUUAAUUCAUGAGGGUACCCCAACUCCCCCCUCUUGCUUGUUUUCCAAGCAUGGAUUUUAAGGUUUUAUGAGCACACUCAACAAUAGUACAGUUCAUGGCAAAAUGGUUAAUCAGUGGGGUCCCAGAAAACACCUGUUCCAGACUGAGCUCACUAAUCCAUGGUUUUUUGUGUGUUUCCUUUGGAUGCUCUGUUCUCAGAGCUACGUGUAUACUGCCAUAUAUCUACUGAGUUCAAAGGGCUAUGUGGUACUGUUACAGUCCCUGUAAAUGGCUACCUUCUUCCUUUUUUCUAGACAUUUUGCAGACAUUUUUGUAAAGGCCAGUUUUUUCAGAAAAAUACAUAGGUGAAACUAAGCAAGUGAAGACAGGAUCCAUUCCAGCUGAGGCAGAGAGUGAGAAACACUGCUAAGACAGGCAUUUUUGAUAACACAUUCUUUAUGUGUUUGACGUAAACAUUCUUUGACAUGAAAUAUGUUUUAUAGCACUUCAGAAAUGUAUGUUCAGAAAUUAUUCAAAUACAACUCUAGUGGAACCUUGAUAAAGAGAAAAAAGCAAAACUAGAAGGUAUUUCAAUAAGAUGUAUUUCAAUGAGAUAAGUAAAAGGUAAAUCAGUGAUGAGCCCUUUUUGCCUACUCUCUGUGGAACUCAAGACUCUCCUAUACUACUCAUUCUAAUGACAUUGUAAAUUAUAUGUGGGGCACCUACCCCAGUGUAUGAAAUUUAAAGCAGGGAAAAUGCCACAAACCACAAUCAGUACAGAAAAUAAAAAGAAGAAAACAAGUAGUAAACCUUGGCAUUUGCCUAGACAUAUUUGAGAAUCUCAGAUGACUUUGGAUAAUUUUAUUUAGAGUUUCUAUGGUUUUAACUGUAUCAGUUACUUCAACGUGAGGCACUGAAACAGGUCACUCAGAGAAGCUGGGGAUACCCCAUCCCUGGACGUGUUCAAGGCUUUGAGAAACGUGGUCUAGUGUCUCCCUGGUCUGGAAGGUGUCCCUGUCCAUGUCAGCAGUGUUGGGAUGAGAUGAUCUUUAAGUUUUUUUCCAGCCUGACCCACUCUGUGAUUGUCUAAUUCACACUGGAAAGCUCAAACUUUGGUAAUUAGAGGAGAGGAACUAAGCAGUGAGAGACUGGACCACUCAUAGCUAGCAAUUUGAGAAGAAAAGUCAAAGCAAUGAUUAGUAUGGAAUAGAAGAAUAUUGUGAAAUACAAAUUGACACAAUGGAAACAAAUGAGAAUUAAAUUCAGUGUUACUAAGUUCGUCUAGAGACGGACAAAAAAGUAGGAUUCUGUGUCAAAAGGGAGGAAACAGUUGGAAGGGUUUAAUGUUGAAAUGCAGAAGGAAAGAGAAGUAAAAUAUUCUUGUUUGAGAAAGACCUGUUUUGGUAUGCUGUGACAUCAUUACUCUAAAGUGUGUGAGCACUGUAGAAUUCAGUAGGGAGGUAUUCAGUGAGGUGCCACUGAACAUAUUAAUAGCCAAAACCUUCAUAGGUUUUGGCUAUGAAUAGCAUAGCAUUCUGAAUUAUAAGAAAGAGACUUACAACCUCAAAGGAUAGUUUAUAUCAUCCUGAAAGAACUUAAAAUAUUUUUCAAAUUUAUUGUGUAGUCACACUAUUCUGAUUCAGCAUUAGCAAAUAUAUUCUCUGUAGUUUCCUUUCUUUUUUUCUUUUUUCCUUUCUGACUUUCUCAUCUUUAUAGGUUCACUGAACAUGGUUGUUUAGAAAAUGAAAGAACACAUGUAGUUUCACAUAAAAUCUCCAUUAUAUAAAUAUAUAAACAGGAGCAAAAUAGCUCCUUUGUUUUCAAAUUUACUUCCAAUCAGUGUUUUUAAGACAAGUUUUCCUGCAUAACAAGAUGAACUCAAAGCCAUUCAUUACAUUGGGUUUGUUUUUUUUUUUUUUUUUGCUUUCAUUAUCACAGAGCUUGUCAUCAUCUGCAUUAACCUGAAGGAAAAAGCAUUACAGAUGUUAUCAACAAUGAAAAUAAAUACGUUCUCGACAGGGAUUUACCUGUAUUUAUAGUGGGAUAUAAAUAUAAAUACAAACAUUUCUAGAUUGAUCUUUUACUCAAAAUUAUGAUGUUGUUAUUCUGAGCUAACCCAAGCACUAAUCUAUGUACUAAAAGUAAUUUAUCAUGUAAGAAACUGUGUCAAUGGACUUUGGCUUCCAGCCAGGCAAAUGCUGAAUGCCUCUAUUCCCAGUUAAGCUAAUUUGUCUCUUGUGCAUCUAGUGUCCAGCAGUGGACAAAAUACUUCCUAAGGCAAGGUCUUACCCUCCAGACCUGAUGCAUACAACUAAUCCUUGCUCGAGUCAAUAGGUCUACUUAUGAAUAAGAUUCAAGUUGAUGAGAUUCCUAAUUCUCUUGUCACAUCUCAGCCCCAGGACCAAUGAGAAAAAAAUAGACCAAGACAAUGUGUGGGUCGAACGAACAAAAAGCAAAGAAGGGGUGCCUCUUCUGAUAUGGUAGACCUUACAGAAGAAGGGAUAAAUGAACAUACAGAAAUGUAGUAUGGGCUGCAAAAUUAUUUGCAUAUGCAUUAAGUUGUUUUCAAUUUAAGUUGUUUCCAAUUAAGUUGUUUUUUUGAAAUUUAAGGUAUCAACAAUUUAACACACUGUAGGUACGUAAAAGUAAUAUGUAAAUACUAUAAUUAAUAUCCAAGAGCUGAUAGAUUGAAUAAUAAAAACAUUAGUUAGUAAAACUAAGCACAAGCGAACAGUGCAAAUAAUCAUUAAAAUUUUUAUCUACUUACUGCCAAAUACAGAAAUUAUUUUAAAAAAUACAGCCUAAUCAUCCUAUUAAUCUGUAUCAUAAAUCUCGUUUUCAAGAAUAAGGCAAAAUCUGUAGUCCUACUUUAAUAAACAACUGUGACUUUUGGCCAUUUCUGUUGCUGGUUUCACAGCUUCUUGCUCAGAGUAUUAAAUUUUAGAAGGUAUUAGACCAUUUCCCAAAACCCUCCCAUGGAGAGAAUCAGCACUAUCUACCUUCAGUACUUUCAGAGUGUCCCAUGACCCCAAAUACACAUAAAUUUGAGUAGUAGUAGAACUGCUGAUCAUCUCAGACACAGAAUUUAUUCUGUAAAAUUGAAUUAUAUCUUUGCAAAACCUGGCAAAACUGGACAUUUCAGCUAUGAGGAGAAACUGAAAUUAAUAUGAUUUUCUUUAUACCUGAUCCACAGUCCUUUCUAUCUCCUUAAUAUUCAAGCAUCUUUCUUGCAGUGAUUCCUUUGGGUACUUUAGGUACUUUUUUAUUCGUCAAUCCAUCUUCAGCCAAGCAAACCUUAUCCCCAAAGCCCUCUUAAUUCAGAUCCACUGCUAACUGAUUAAGAUAUGCCUGUUAUUCUUUCCUAAAACUGAAGCCUUAAAUACUUAAUCUAAAAAUGUGUCUCUGAAUGCAUUCAGCAUUCAGUAUAAUUCAGAAUUUGUUUAAAGAGUAAACUGUGGUGCAUAAACUGUAAAAGUAACCAUCAAAUAUAAAGAAAAACUGAAAUAAAACAGGCAGCCGUUUUUGAUCUGCAGACAGUUUUAAACAAAGUUUUAAUAAUGACAAUUAGAAAUCACAUUUCUUAUAUAGAGGUUAACCACUUCAUUACUUACUAAAGAAAAGGGGAAAAAAACCCCAUGGAAAUGGAAUUCCCAGGGAACAAUUGAAAGUAGUAUGUAAGUAUUUUGGAAAUAUAACCAUGAAGGUCAGGAAGGUGAAGGGAAGGAAUUGGGUGUGUAGCAUCUUCCUUAUGCUGAAUUGAGGAAGUUCCUUGAAGAGAAGACAUUUUCCCAGUUUCACUUUAGUGAAAUAUAACUGAAAUGCCAGCUGUAACAGUCAUAUUAGGGUUCUCUUAAUUCCUAAAGCCAUGAAUAUAUGUGUCAAUCUGCAGCUCUUACAUAUGACUCCUCAAAUAUGAGGUUGCUACUCAUGACAUAUUGCAUAUGUAACUCUUAAAGACAAUACUGACUUUUAUGUGAAACUUAUGGGCACUCCCUUGUAGUGCUACACUACAAAUAGGUACCCCUGGUACUAGGUAUCAGUACUAGUUCUUGCCUCUGUGUCCUUUGAAGCCUUGUAUUGCCUUUUAAGCUCAUUCUUCCUUCUGAGAACAGAGCUCAGUUGGUGGAUUUGGCUGUCAAGCCAAAAGACUAAAGACUAAAAGCUCCUGGGAAAAGUACAGGUGUAUCUUCAAACUGAAACUGAGAGUGUAAACAUUUCAAAAUACCUGCUGUAAAAAAUGAGUCUACCAUUUUCACAGUCUGCCUAUAGUGUUUUCCAAAAAGACAGAGAAGAAUUUCCUGCAUUUUGCAGCCAGCUAAUGAAUUUAUACUGGCAUAUUCAGUUAUUCAAGCCUCACAUAAACUUAAAAUUUUUCAGAAGAAGAAAUGACUGUGUCUUGAAAAAAUUUCAUCCCAGUUGUUUGGCUAACUAUGUUUCAUGGCAUACAGUGACAUGUAACAUGGCUCUUAAAAUGUCAGUGUAAUUAUUUUAAAAGCUUUAUCCAUGUAAUAAGAUUCAUAUAUCCUCAUCAUUCCAGGUAAGUUUGUGGCCUUAAAAAUUCACUCACACUCCUUCCACAGUGAUGUAUUGCAUUUUCUGGUAACAAACAUCAACAGACUGUUAUGACUAAUAACACUUGUGAUUAGUUGAUUUUUCCCAACAAUAACUCUAUUGAUUUCCAAGACCAUGCUUAUGAAUGUAUUUGGUGUUCAAAUACUUCUUACUUCAAAGAAUCCCAUCUCAAGAGGAGAAAACAAUUAUUAUUAAGUAUUUUGUUACACAUAUAAAUAAGAUUGAAUUUUAAAUGAAUGCUUAAAACAAAGUAUUAAUCUCUAAAAAUCUGAAUCAGAUAAAAUCAUAGACUGUAAAAGAUCACCCACUGCUCAAAGCUUCCACAGACUUUAAAGGGUAGUGGUUCAGGCCCUAUAACUGAGAUCAUGAGAUCUUGAUUUUAAGAUAUUAUUUGAAAAUCUUCAAAAGUUGUUCUUAAAUAACCAAAAGAAUAAAUAAAUGCAUUAGUACCUGCUCUAGAACUUUUCUAUUUUUUAUUAUAACAAGUUGUAAUAAAACAAGUUAGUAAGCCUGAGAGUAGAGGGCAAAACUAUUCCAGAGAAUCUUCCUCAUUAUCUAUUGUUUGCCUCCCACACAGAAAACUAGAACACAGAUGCCCUUGGUUCUUAGAAAUGAGUAGAAAGAAAAGAAAAAGCUGCAAGAGCAGAAAGAGCUCAGAUUCCAGAGAAUAUGCACAGUUGUCACAGUUGUCAUCAUGCUGUAAAUGCCAGCAAAGUGUAGGAAGCCUUGAAAAUAAAGCAUAUGAGGCUCUGUCUCACUUCACAGAACCACUGGAUGUGAAGGGUUCUGAAGAAGAUGGAAAAGAUCAUGAAAACAAGAAUCAGAGUAGCUCAGAUGCUUCUGAAGAUAGAGACCUUGAUAAUGGAGCAGACAUUGAAAAAGAAGGUAAGAAGGAAAAGAACUGCACUCCUAAAAUGAUCUCACCUCAGCAAGAUGAAAUCCUAGCUACAGUAACUUUUGGUGAAUCAGAAGGCUCAUCCAAAGGAAAAAUUACACUGUGGGGCAAACCAGAUUCUUCAUACUCUGUUAGCUUGGCCGCUGGAAAAAUUUCUGCAGAAGUAAAAUAUGGCUCUUUUAAGACUGAAGUAGAAAUUAAGAAUAUUUCUUUGUUUGAUUCUGGAACAAAAGUUAGGGAUGGAAAAUGGAAGAGUUCAAAGAUACAGAAACGUCAUGAAAGACAAUGCCAGAAAAGACAGCGUUCAAAGUGUUCAAAGUACGAGUGCCCUUUAACUAGACAUCCAGCAGAACACAGGGGGAGGUAUAAGGGAUCCUCUAUACAUAAAAUUCAAACUGCCAUCAGUGAAAGUCCCACCCUGGAAAUGAACAUUGAAACUAAAGACAUUCAGGUGGAAUAUACAAGCAGAAAUAAAAAUCUGAAGGUUAACAUCAAAGCUGGUGAGCAGGCACAGAGCAAACCACCCAGCAGAGAACACAAAGAUAUGUACUGGAGUGAAACAGAUUAUUCUGUUACAGAGGCAUGUUGUAACACAGACUGUGAGUCAUUGUUUAGCUUUGAUGAAAAAGCAGAUUUUACAUUCCCAGAUGGAUAUACACUUCUUCCUCCACCUAAAGAAUUUGCUGACUGUGACAAAAUGCACCUGGAUACAAUUGCAGAAUGCAUAUCUUCCUACCCUGUUAAUAGGAGAAGGGAAUCUGAUGGUCUCACUACAGCCUUGAGUAUUUGGGGGGAAGAAAAUUAUUUCUGUAAACUUAACACAGAGGACUAUGAAGACCAUACCAAUGAAAACGAAGAUGUUUCUAAGGAUAAAAUACUUUUUUCAAAAAUAAAUAAUACUAAUUGUCUUGUAGCUAUUAAUACCUUGCAUAAUCCGAACAAUGGGAAAGAAUGUGUUAGUAAGAGCAAUAUAUUACAUCAAGAAAGAAAUAACUGUGACAGAGACAGAGGACCAAAAACAGCAAGAAGAAAGUCUUUCCCAGAUACUACCCUGGAGGUACCAUCGCCAGUUCACCCUAGAAGGGAUUCUGGCUUUUACUCACUGCCAUCCUUAAAUGUAUUGCUUAAGGAGACAAAAGCAGAUGUCCAUAACAGAAACACACAUAUUCCUUCCAAAUAUAAGGAACUUUGUAAGUGUCCUGCCCUGACCUCCUCUCUGAUAGACCUUUGCAAGUAUCCCGACUUGACCUCCUCACUGAAAAAUUUGAGAAAUCUUAAGUCUUCAUAUCAGUAUGCUUUCACAUCAUUUGAUCAUAACAUUACCAUUUAUCCAUCUGAGCGUGAAAAAGGUGUCUGUCUAGAUGGCACUUGUUUACUGAAAGACUGUGUAGAUUGUGUGGUGCAAGAUGAAGAAACAGAAGAAACAUUAAUGGAGAGUCUUCAUUCCUGUGGUACUAUACCUGACAAAAGAGAAAAUGACCGUGAAGAGCCUCUGGGAAACCUAUCCAUGUGGGAAGACGACUCAGAGUCUACUGAAGUUUUAGAUAAAGAGAAAUCAGAGUACAACUCUGUAGAAAAGCGUGUUGAAUGGCAAAACAAAGCUCAUCUGGUACAAGCCUCUCCACUUUCUACAAGCCCUUCAGGUGAAUUCAUUAAUGAUAAAAAAAAUACUAAUUAUGCAUCUACAGAAAGCAUCCCAAAACAAUGUUCAGUUUUACAGUUAAAUGUUCACCCACCUUAUGUAGAGUCUGAGUUAAAAAAUAAAAGGAGAGAGUCAGUACUGACUGACCCUCCAGAGAUAACUGGAGAAGUAGAAGGAAGACUUGUCCAAGGCAACGCUACAUUGAUACCUGAAUGUUUUGUCUCUGCGGUGAAGAAAGAACCUAAUCUUACCUGCAGUAUUCAAGAAAAAUCCUUGAUGUCAUCCUUAUUGUUAGAUCACAAAGAGGAUGACAUGAAUAAAGCAUUGGAAAGCCUUUCUGAGGUACAGGAUGUAUAUGGGGAUGUCCACAUUGAAUCUGACUGCCGUAAUAAUUCAGCAAAAGUCUCCAUAUUAUCUGCCUCUUCAGUAUGCACAGAAAAGAAAGAGAAUUUCACAGAACAUUUAAACAUUAAGCAAAGGUUGGAAAACUUUUGCAGUAAACAGUCAAUUGAUGACAGUUUAAGAGGAGCGCCUGGAGUAAAUCAACUAUCUCUGUUAGUCAAGUCCAACUUUGAAGAAAUUGAGUCAAAUUUUGAAAUGAAAGAAGAUUAUUAUGAUACUGCAGAUAUGUCAUCAUCAGUAAGACAUAUUAGUCAGAAAGACUUGAAAUCAGAAAUGAAUAAAACCAGAAAAUUGCCAUUGAAGAAAGAUGCCAGAGCAAGUGACAGUUCACAGGAAGAUGCAAUAGACCAGUGGGCCAGAAGACGGAAACAGUUCAAAGACAGCAAAAAGUGCAGUUCAACUGGAGGAAGCUCCAUAAACAGCACAAUCACUGAGGGAUCAAUAAAUUCAGAGGAUGCUCGAUCAGUAGAUCUGGGACUAUAUUCUGAAAAUGUGGACGGAGGUUUUUAUACAGAAAACUUUCAUUCUGCUUCCUGGGUUUUCAGAGGAGAUGAUGUCUCUCCAGAUAACAGUCCUAGAUGUCUCAGCAAAAGACCUAGACCAGUGGCAAUUCGAGAAAGAACAGUGAAGAUUGCUAAAGGAACUGGCAAUUACCCUUGGGGUUUCAGGAUCCAGUUCUCAAAGCCUAUCCUUGUGACUGAAGUUGACACAAAUAGUGCAGCGGAAGAAGCAGGGCUUCAGGUUGGGGAUAUUCUGAUAGCAGUAAAUGGAACUGAUGUCACCAGCAUGCCACAUUCAGAAGCUGCAAAUCUGGCAAGGAAAGGUCCUGAUAUCCUGACUAUGAUAGUGGGAUCAGACAUCAGCCGUUACCCCAACACCCCCAAACCUACCUGCCGAGGAUAUCUGCACAAGCGAACACAAUCAGCAAUACUGAAGGGCUGGAGAAAGAGGUGGUUUGUGCUGAAACAUAAUGGUUACCUACACUAUUAUAAACACAAGAAGGUAAGGAGAGUGGCUGGUGAGGAGUCAAUAAUUCAGGAAUGUGUCCUGAAUUAUGAGGUGUACCAGUUCUGUACUCAAGUUUACAGAUCAUUGUCUUGA